AUGUUUAUGCCAUACAUAUUGUUAGCCGCGAGUGUGGCGUGCGUUUGGACGGCAAGUGCGGACACGUUUGAUGUGACCAAAUACGGGGCCGACCCCAAGGGGGUCAAGAAAAGUACGGACGCCGUCCAUAAGGCCAUUGAGGCGGCGGUGAGCGCCGGCGGCGGAGUCGUGCACUUCCCGGCCGGACACUACCUGUGCGGACCCAUUGAGCUGCGGAGUCACGUGACACUAGACGUGGCCGACGGCGCGGUCGUCAAGUUUAGCGACGAUCUCGACGACUAUCAGCCGGUGGUUGAGGCGAUGGCCGACGGCUCCCGGCAGACAUCGUUCGCCACUAAAGGGCUCAUCAGCGCCUCUAAGCUCACAAACAUAGGCAUCACGGGCGCCGGUGUAUUGGACGGGCAGGGAUCAGCCUGGUGGAAGUUGGUGGACUCCCCCUAUCGGGCAGAGUAUUUGCGAUCAAUGAACCGGACACAAUCUGCCAACACCGACACCAUAGCCAAUAGGCCUAAAUUUUUUAUCGCCACCGACUGUAAGAAUAUUGUCCUCAAAGACAUCACUUUUAAAGACAGUCCCUUUUUCCACGUGAAUGUUGUCGACUGCGAUGGGGUUACCAUCGAAGGCAUUAAACUGGACUCACCGGCCGACUCGCCCAACACCGACGGUAUAGACCCGGACUCCAGCAAAAACAUACUCAUAUCGAAGGUGACCAUCAAUGCGGGUGACGAUUGUAUAGCCAUUAAGGCCGGUAUGGAUGACAGUAAGGAGAGAGCGCCCACAGAGAACCUGAUCAUCCGGGACAGUCAUAUGGGUCACGGACACGGAGGCGUAUCCAUUGGCAGCGAUUUCGUGGGCGGCGUCCGAAAUGUAACGGUAAUGGACUGCGUGUUUGACGGACCCGAUCGGGGAUUCUAUAUAAAGUCUGCCCGGGGUCGGGGCGGUUAG
Molecule: messenger RNA, 945 nt
Organism: Oppiella nova
Lineage: Eukaryota; Metazoa; Arthropoda; Arachnida; Sarcoptiformes; Oppiidae
Source: the annotation of a GenBank genome assembly